UGCCAUUACGUCAUUACUUAGCGACGAACGCAGUUGCAAGUGGUCAGCGAAAUGUUAGAGCAAUGUCUCGGGUUGUCUUCGCGUGAUUUAUGUCUUUUCAAACAGGACUGUACUGAAUUUUGAGAAAGAUAACGAAAGGUUGCACGUGUACAACGUUUUAUUGUCUGGCGAGUGCACUUCCAAGGUUGUUCUGAAACGCAAAAUUUUCAGCAAGCCUGCUAGCGAGCUACCUACCUACUAACUGAAUGAAUGGGAAACUACUACUAUGCUAACGUUAGCUAGUUAGCUAAAGGAGACGCUUAAUCUAACGUUAGCUACAUCUUACGUGAAUUAAAUUUUCAUGUGUAACCAUUUGAGAAUAUAAAGUUAGCUACCAAACAGAUGUUGUUGGUUACUUGUCAUAAGUUGUGCUUCAGCUAGUAGUGAAGAGUGGGAGGUAUACAAAAGACUGAUUUGCUCCGAUUCUACAGUGUUUUGCAUUUGGCUAAAAACACUGUGCUUGCAAGUUAGUUUAGCUAUCAUUCCAUUUAUUUCUAGAACCCGUCAGUACAUCCCACACACUAAAAAGAAAGGAGAGAAAUAUGGAUACCAGUAUCUCUUUUCUAAAAUACGAGCUGGCCGCCACCAUUGAACAAGCAGUGAGAUGUGCCGUAGAGACAGUCUUGAGGGAAACUGCCAGAGUGGUGGACACAAAACUAACCGCAGCUCACACUGCUGCUGCCGAAUCUCAUCGAGAGAACAAGAAUUUGAGAGAGAGACUUGAGAUGAAGGAGAGUGAACUGAAGGCUGUGCGAUACUACAUGACGGCGGCCGAGAAGAACAUCAAACAGUGCUUGCUUCUCAAUCAUAAUCAACCGCUAUCUCACGCAAUAAACGCAGAGCAUCCACGAACUGAAGAUCCUCUCUUUCUGUUACCCCCUGUCUCCUCUGAAGUUCUGCCUGCCUCGCUGAGCACCGGAGGCUCCUCUCGUAGGUCAGUUAAGUCUUUUCGAAGCUCUGCGCGGGCUCAGUUGUCCAAGUCCUUCCCCAGUGUUGGCCUCUGUUUACCUACAGUUCAGACAGAAUGGGUCAGAAGUGGCUUCAACCGUAGAAAGAUACGAUCGUCCUUAAACCCAUCCUUGCUGCCAAGCCAACGCCAAACCACCCAUUCCGCAAACGAGUUACGCACAGAGCCUGAGCUGUUGAGGACAAUGGAAGACGCAGGAAAUCAGUUCUACAUCACAGCAGAAGGCGAUUCUGAAAAAGAAUACACAGGGACAGUAGAAGGAGAGGAAGGUGCUGGGAGGUAUCAAGAGGAGGCAGUAGCGGCUCGUGAGGAUGAAGAGACUGACAUCACUCAGUUUGAGUUUGAGAUGGGGUCCCCACCAGCAGACCAUGUGAAUGAGCUCGGUGUGAUCCGUGUGCUAGAGGAUGGGGAGGAUGUCAAAGAUGGGGCCAUCAAAAUCGAGGAGGAUUCAGACCCUGCACUGGAACCUGUAUCUGAAUCAUUACCCACAGUCCAGCAGCAGACCUCCCCACCUGUUGCUGGUACCAGCAGCGCCAGCCUCAGCGCUGUCUUCCCGCAAUCCUCGGGGGAGAACCAGGAGCUGGCGUCAGAGCAGAUGGAGCUUCAUCACCAGCAACCCCAGAGCCCCGAUAAGGUUCACCGCUGCAAUGUGUGCGGCCGCGGGUUCCGCCGCUUCUACAGUCUGAAGACCCACCAGCGCAUCCACACAGGAGAGCGGCCUUACCCCUGCAUGUUCUGCGAGAAGCGCUUCCGUCACCUCGAUAGCCUCCAGAAGCACCAGCGCAUUCACACGGGGGAGAGACCCUACCGCUGCGCCCAGUGUGGCUGCUGCUUUCGUGAGCUCGGACAUCUCAAGAAGCACCGGUUGACUCACUCGCCCGCUCCCACUGGGUCCCUCCCCUCACUCCCGACUCUCCCCACAACCAGCACAUACACCUGGCCCCACCUUGCCUCGCAGUCCCUUGACACCACUUAAACCGUAUAGAGGGAUUGGAUAUGAAUAAACAUGGUUUGUUGUUUCAUUGCCACCAAACAUAUACCUGAAGUAUGUUUAAUAUUGUAUGAUCUCCUCUUAUUGCCCCUUUAUAUUUGUCCAUAAAUCAGACAACUGAAAAAGUAAUUAAUUAUUUUGGAUGAAAGUUGGCAAAAUGAUUGGCUCUGGGACACAGCAGAAAUAAUUCAGCUUACUUGGAAUUGUGCAUUAAGUAUUCAAAAGCAAAUGCUCUCAGUUGACUUGCAAAGGGUAAAUUUGUUUAAACAGGCAUUUAAGCAGGCCACCUGGUGGAGGCAAAAAUGUUUUUUUGGACGAAAGUGAACACAAACCCUGGAGCACUAGAGCACCUGUCGUGCAUUUUAAAUAUCAAUUGGGCAUAUUUUAAAGAAUGCAGUGUUUUUUAUUUAACAAGACCAGUAAGUAAUGCCAAAUGGUAUCAUAGCAUUCUACUACAGGGCCUCAAUGGUAUCUGCGCUCUGCGCACUGCUUUUAAACAUAAUGGUGUGGAACUCUCCUUGUUCCGUGUGUCCUCAGUCCCCACUCCCCACCCAUUAUACAUUGUUCCCAUUCAUUUUCAAAGUGGUUAGCCCAGAGGUCACUGGCCACUGGAUUACAGUAGCUUUCUACACUGAGGGAUGCGUUGUCAUUGGCAAUGCCCUUUAUAUGUGCUAGAUGAUGGGUAGAACCUUGCACUUGAAGUUAAAUCAUACCUUUGUUAAUAAAACCUUUGCUGUCAGUGCAGUUGGAAGCAUCACUGGUACAGGAGACCAGGGCUGCUGGACAUUAAAUCUACCUUGAUUUUAGCAUCAUUGUUGUGGUUUGUGUAAUGCUGCAGUAUACUUCUGUAUGCUCUAAAUGUACAAGUAUAGAGAAUAUUUAAUUUUGUCCAAGUGCCUCGUCUAAGGCCAUCUGUGAAGAAUGGCAGAAUAAUUCCUCAUACGUGGGACGUUUGAGGACAGUUCAUAAAACAUGGCAGGCAUGCUAGCUGAAGAGGAAGGAGAAAAUGUGCUUUUAUUUCAGUUUUUUUGUGGAAUAUCUUUCAUUAAUCUUUUUCAUGGAAAACCCAUGGUAUGUGUUUAAAAAUAAAGUAGAGAAUGUCUGUCAA
Molecule: messenger RNA, 3105 nt
Organism: Anguilla anguilla (European eel)
Lineage: Eukaryota; Metazoa; Chordata; Actinopteri; Anguilliformes; Anguillidae
Product: zinc finger protein 853-like
Exons: 2
Coding region: 582-1982 (466 amino acids)
Cellular component (GO): nucleus
Source: RefSeq, a predicted model, not a curated record